This is a messenger RNA of Papaver somniferum (opium poppy), 993 nucleotides long. RefSeq lists its product as uncharacterized. Bases 159 to 581 code for a protein of 140 amino acids. The transcript is spliced from 4 exons. The record is from RefSeq and is a predicted model, not a curated record. Lineage: Eukaryota; Viridiplantae; Streptophyta; Magnoliopsida; Ranunculales; Papaveraceae.
ACUCAAUUUUUACGGUCAUUUUUCUUUUCUUUUUUCCUCUUUUAUUUUUCUCAUCGCCUUCAUCUGUUCCUUCCACAGACGAGAAACCAUGAAAGACUUGGAGAAACGCUGAAGAUCAUGCAAGCCAUUAACUCGAAGGAAUCUUCCAAAACUAAAUAAUGGAGGACAAGCUCCCUGAUCGCCAUCGAAGUCCGAGACUAAUAGCGCGACUUCAGGAAUUGAGUACAACAGAAGAUGUUGAAGAAAGGCAAUGUUAUAGACAACUUGAUGCACACCAAACAGAUUCUCAGCUACAGCUGCGCCGAAUUUCGGUUAAAGCAAAGCAUAAUUUAAUGACCGAAAAUGAAAGGGAAGCACAUCUAGAAAGAUGUAGGAAUGCUUAUCGUAUGCAGAGAAUAAGAGCUGUUGAAAACAGAAAUCAGCAAGCCGGAACAAGUUGUAGUUCCAUAUCUAUCGCCAGCACAGUGCGAGGACUUUUGACGAAUACACCAGUUGAGGAUCAAAAGAUGUUUCAGAAUAUUACCUGUAAUACAACCACCUCAAAGCAUGAAAUUUACCAGGUUCCAGAUUGGAUGGAAUAAAAAAUACACUGCUUCCUAAAUGUUGCAUAUGCGAGAAUGUCUUAUUUGUCUAAAUUGAAGAGAUUAUGCAAAGAAAAUCUGCUUCGCAGAUCUCAAUGUUUAUCAUCAGUUUAAAAAGUCUGUUUUGCAUCAAAUAGAAGAUAUGCAAGAACAUCUGCUUAGUCAAGCUGAACAAAGUUGUGAACUUUUAGUACGAAUAGCUGCGAUGGUGUUAUGUGGCAAUUUUGACUGUUGAGGAGGCUCAAACAGCAGGUGCAUGGAGUCUGCGUUUUAUUCUAAAUUGGUGAUGAGAAUGAACCUUGCUUGAGUAUGGAAGUUUUUUUUCGUCUUUGAGAAAUGUAGUGUCAAAUGCAUAUGAAAACACAUUUUGUGUAAAUGGAUUUUAUUGAAUGAAGAGUUUGAUUUUUUUUUA